AGCCAUCAGAGCAGCGACGACCGGCGAACGCUUGGCGGCCCAGCCUCUCCUCUGAGCUGAAGCUUGCGGUAGCCGCCGUCUCGAAGGGUUUUAGCAUCCGCCGAGGAAGUCGCCGGGUUUCUCUCUCUCUCGCUCUCUCUGAUAUCUACUAUAGGCGAAGGGAAGGGGGAGAAGAUGCAGCGGUCGCUGUCGGCGCUGGCUCGGCCGGCGCGUGGGUUUUGCACCAAGCCCGAGAAGAUCGUCGCGUCCGUGCUGUUCGAGAGGUUGCCCGUCGUCGUCCCGAAGAUGGACCCCGUGGUCUACGCAUUUCAGGAGUUCUCAUUUCGUUGGUGUCAGCAGUAUCGGAGGAGAUACCCAGAUGAGUUUCUAGACAAGUCUAAUGCCAGGGGAAAAGGUGAUUACCAGAUUGACUAUGUACCAUCUCCUCGGAUCACUGAAGCUGACAAAACAAAUGAUAGAAAGUCUUUACAAAGAGCGCUAGACAGGAGAUUGUAUCUUCUUCUUUAUGGUAAUGCGUACAGUUCUCCUGCUGGUGAUCCCGCCUGGCAUUUUCCUGAAAAGGUUUAUGAAACUGAGGAGACAUUGCGCAAGUGUGCAGAGUCAGCACUGGAAUCUGUCUUAGGAGAUCUGUCACAUACUUAUUUUGUUGGAAAUGCUCCUAUGGGUCAUACAGUCAUACAGCGAACAGAAGAUUCAGUGGAAGUGCCAUCUCUUAAGAGAUUCUUCUUUAAGUCUCAAGUUAUUGCAACAAACAAGUUUAACAUUCAGAAGUGCAAGGAUUUUGUUUGGGUCACCAAGGAUGAAUUGCUGGAGUAUUUCCCGGAGCAAGCCGAAUUCCUCAAUAAGAUGAUCAUUAGCUGAUGCAGUUCUAUAGUCUCGUAGUUAAGCAAAAUCCCUUUCAAGAGUAUCUUCUCUGAUUUAUCUUACCCAUCCUUAUUUUUUAUUUGAGCUGACGGACUGAUGGUGUUGAAAAAUAGGAUAUUCGGCUCCAGCGAGAGAUUUUUGCUAGACAUUUAGGAUUUUGUUAAGUUUCCUGUUCACAUUUAGUAACCUUUCGAUCUGUUUAUAGGGGGCCAAAAUUCGUCAAGAGACGAGACGUGGCUAAUGCUGUUUGAUCUUGAGUUGAGCCUUGAUCUGUCGAAUAAAAGCAUCAAAGAUUUGUUGUU
Syzygium oleosum is the source of this 1166-nucleotide messenger RNA. Its product is annotated as 54S ribosomal protein L17, mitochondrial. The record is from RefSeq and is a predicted model, not a curated record. Gene Ontology annotation, molecular function: structural constituent of ribosome. The transcript is spliced from 7 exons. NCBI's taxonomy places the organism in Eukaryota, Viridiplantae, Streptophyta, Magnoliopsida, Myrtales, Myrtaceae. Gene Ontology annotation, cellular component: mitochondrial large ribosomal subunit. Bases 175 to 861 code for a protein of 228 amino acids.